Molecule: messenger RNA, 1462 nt
Organism: Pieris brassicae (large cabbage white)
Lineage: Eukaryota; Metazoa; Arthropoda; Insecta; Lepidoptera; Pieridae
Exons: 8
Coding region: 167-1192 (341 amino acids)
Source: RefSeq, a predicted model, not a curated record
AUGUCGAAUAAAACAUUUUUAGUGAUUUAAUAGGCACCCUUCUGCGUCUUUUCGUCUUUGUUGUUUAAAAAUUACAUAAAUAAGUAUGCGUUCUUAAUAAACAUUUUCACCUGCUGCUGAUUAUGAUUAAUGUCUUUAAUAUGAAAUAACAUAAUAAGAAACCAAAAUGGAACCAGAUUCAACUACAUAUGAUACUGAAAACUGUAAAAAUGAAACAUUUCCUUUCCUUACAGGACCCUGCAACCUAUCUUUGUAUAAGGACUUAGUAAGGGAUUCGGGACAAGGCCUAGUGGAAAUGCAAAUUGUUGAAAGGCUCCAGGCAUUUGGUUUGCUUCCAAUGGUGAUGGAAUGUCUGCAAAAUGAACCUACUUGUGAAGUUGUUUGUAAGACAGCAAGAGUUGUAGAUAGGGUCCAAUGGAUUUGCAAAACAUGUAAGAAGCGUCAACCCAUCCGAUCAGGCUCAUUUUUUCUCAAGCUUCAGUGCUCCAUUAUUCAAGCACUGCAAAUGAUUUUAGCAUGGUGUGAAGAUGCCGAUAUUAAUGUUGCCGCUGAAUAUUUUGAUGUAAAGCCGCGUGUUGCUACACUAAUCUAUGACAAGUUGGAUGAAAUGGCAGCGGCUGAAAUAGCAGUUAGCAAAUUGGGUGGUCAAGACACUGUAGUACUGACAGAGAUGUACCCGGAAUGCCUUAACCGACUCUCGCCUGAUACAACAGAUCAACCACAUAUCCAUCCCAUACUUAUGGUUGCUGAUACAAAGCAUGUACCAACUCAGUACAGACUACACAUUAUGAAGGAGCAUUUGAAGAAAAAACCAAAUGUUGAUGGAGAGUAUUUAAAAUCGGAAAUAGAUCAAGUAUUGAAGGAUGUAACAGUGCCCGAGUCGUACCUUGUGAGUGGGUCUACUUUGCCACCAAUAGAGGGCGCACACGCACUAUCGCAACUCACGCAAAAUUGCGAUAUGGAUAUGCAGAGAUUUUUAACAAAUCGCGUAUGGAGCCAGGCAUUAUUAUUAUGUAACGCGUCCCGCGAUAUUUGUAUGGGUCUGCCGUCAUUGUUUUGCGCAGCGCAGGUACAAAGAUACUUGAAUGUUUCUCUAUAUCGUUUGCGAUUCGGUGAUGGAUUUUUCGAGCAUAUGUUGUAUAUUAUCGCGGAAAAAUUUACUGAAAAAUAUGAAUUAUGUACUGAAGAAUAAACUGAGACGUAAUAUGCCUUUUUUAAACACGACGACAUUUACGAUCUUUAAGUAAAUAAGAAAGAAAUAUAAAUAAAAUAGAAAUACAUAAAUGCGAAUGUUUGAUACUGGGUGUGUUCAAGAAAAACUGAGUAUGACGUAGUUUCUCUAUCUUUUUGUCAUCAGCGUUUUUUGUUUUGUUUUUGACGUAGGCAUCGAUGUUAGGGAUCUUAAGGCGGCCCGUGCGGGGUCGUCGUUAAAGAAACUUCUUUCUUGUUUGAACUCAAUACA